GGUCAAAUAUAGGCUAUCAAAGUGUGAAAAGUCUCUCUGCAUGUGCUUGUGAGUAUCAAAGUCGGCUAAAAGUAGAAACGAUAAGAGUAAUAAUAAUGGUACACAGCUACUUGUGUCCUGAAAGAUAUAGAAGUCGUCAGAACAAGAACAGGCAUCAGUUGUGUUGAGAACUGUUAUACUUAUUCUUGGAUGCAAAUUUGUGUUGGAAAAUGUACUGCAUUGAUUCCUCGGACAGUAAGAUUACUGUUCAGCACAUGUAACUGUGAAAGGGGAGGGAGGAGUAGAGAGAGAGAGACAGAGACUAAGGCGAUUAGGAGGCUUCUCUUCUCAUGCCAGUCAGAGCAUUUCCGAUGGAAGUCCUUCAUUCUCACUUUGAGCUAUUGGUGAAUUCUCCAACAAGAGUUAGAUUGGUUCACAGAGCAAGUCAAGUGGAGAAAAAAUGGUGAAAAAAAACAAGCUUGGGUAUGUAUAUGAUAAUCAGAAUCCGAGGGUGGAUAAAAGUACAACCGGUUCUUGAAGAGCAGUGGAUAUGAUAUGGAAAAGGUCUUUGACUGGUUCGAGUGGGUUUCUUCAUUACUCGUGUCAAUAACUGGAGUUUAGGAUUACCAUUCAUUAUGUGACAGUCUCAUUCUGGAUCCUACAAGAUUUUUGUUUUUGUGUUCCACCAGUCGGGUAGUUAAAUGGUGCUAAUAACUGAAAAUGGUGUUGCAGGAGUUGUACAUCUGGUCAAAGAUCACCAAUAUGGCACCAGUGUCAACCAAGCAAGAGGCUGGAACAAUGAGUCCUUCAUACAGAGCUCCAAUUCUGUGGAGCCAACAGAGGACUCUUAUUAUGCAGAUGAUGAAGACCACCAUCUUUAUGAUGAUGAUGAUGAUGAUGAUGACGACAUCUACCAAGAGUUUGAGGAGUUGGACUUUUCUGAACUACCGGAUAGCAAGAGCAUUGUGUCAGACGAUUCCUUCUACCCACCUGAUGAUUCGCUCAACUUUGAAAAAUGCCCGAGUCCUGAGAGCCCCGAGCCACUCAGCUUCUUCAAAGCAUGCUGUUCAAACAAUGCCAUCAUCGUCAAAAUCAUGAUAAGACAAGGUGUGACAGAGGAGGAGGUGCGAGAGGUGGACAAAAAUAACAGAACAGGUCUGAUUGUGGCGUGUUACCAGGGCUAUGUGGAUGUGGUCAUUGCACUUUCUCAGUGUCCAUAUGUGGACGUGAACUGGCAGGAUAAUGAAGGGAAUACAGCUCUCAUGACUGCUGCACAAGCAGGUCACAGUAUGAUUACCAACUACCUGCUGAACUAUUUUCCCGGGCUUGACACUGAGCGCAGGAACUGCCACGGCUUCACUGCAAUGAUGAAAGCAGCCAUGCAGGGUCGAGCCGAAUGCGUGCGGUCUCUCAUGAUGACAGGGGGAGACAUUGAAGCAAGGGACUUUGGCCGUAAGCUGACUCCAUGGGAAUGGGCCAUGUUCACGGGCCGCUACGAGACCGCCAAAUUGAUAUCCCGACUGAUGGAACAGCCAUGUGCUGAACAGUUUUGUGACUCUUACCGCAUGGAGUGGCCUAUGCUAAGCGAACUGGUGACCCAAUCAAAGGAGCCCAAGUCCUGCUGGAAGAAGUUCUCCGAGUGUGUCUGUAACUUGUUCUCCAUCAGCAUGAAGACCAACCCCGUAGAUGAAGGCGUCAUGGACUACAUGGUGCGCAUGACCACAGCGCUAGCCAGCCCACUCAUAGCCACCGCCUGCCACACUGUGUGCCCGGGCAGCCCUCCGUGUGUUGGAAAACGUCGCCCUGCUGUACAGGACAUCCUCCGCAGACAGCGUCUUGCUGAGCUGAAGAAUCUGGGGCCUGAUCGCUUCAACAACUACAAGCGGCUCUUCCAGAACUCCAGGGUGCUGCUGGUGCCGAAGAAGCAGGAACGGCGCGCCAGUCUGCAGCCACAGUUACUGCAUAGCGUAGCGAUGGCCUCCAGCGUGGCCCUGAGGAGAAGCAGUCUGCUGCCCCUACACAUGAUGCGCAGAAGCAGUGUGCGUCCUGGAAUGGUGGUACCUAAAGUCAUGCUGUGUAAAGCUCCUAGCCCCAUGUACAUGCCGGAGCGGCCGCCGCGCAGGGCUUCAAAAGACUCGUCACAACUACAGAUCCCUAAAUGGAGGUACAAAGCUCUGAAGGAGGAGAAGAAGAAAGCUGAAAAGAUGGAUAGGUUGAGAAUCGGGAGGAAAAAGUGAUGUGGCUUUUGAUGCCUUAAUGUUUUUUAAGGAUGUUUUCCUCUGGGAAGGCUUGUGUUCUGUGUGAGGGUCAGCACAAAUUGUACACUACUCUUUUAAGACUGCCAUGGACUUCACUCCUCAGUUCUAUAAUCUUUAGUCUGAUACAUUAUUUUUAAGUGAUAAUAAUUCUAAUUUACAGAAUCACCUGACAUAAUGUUUAUUUCAUCUUUGAGCCAAGUCAUACUUGAAAUUUGAUGCACAGAAAUUUUUAUUUCUGUUUUUUAUAUUGCUCUGAAAUUUAUGAAAGGGAGUGUUAUAUAGAGAAGCUAUAAUAAAUAACAUUAUUAUCAAGGACGUUCAUAACACCGAAAUAAUGCAAUAGACCAUAGUCAGGUUAGACACCAUAUUGAAUUUAACACAGAUGAAGACGAGGCUGUAAGGGAUAGACAGUCUUUGCAAGAACUGUAUAAAGGUCCUAGAUCACAUAAUUUUCACAACUCACAACAUUUAAAACUGUUUUAUGGUGUUUUUUCCCCCCUGGAAAGACAUUCAUGAGCUGAACAAUUUGAUUGUUGUUAAACAACAGUACAAUCCAUUGAACGCAAUGUAUUAUGUCCCUCACAGACUCGUUUUCGUUCCUCUCAAUAAAAAAAAUGGCGCUACCCUGACUAACGUCUACAGUCUCUUAUGUUCAGAGCCAGUGGGUGGAGCUUGAUAUCCAGCCCCGCCCCGGGCCGUAUAUGGGUGGAGCUUGAAGGUCCAGCCACACCCUAACCUUACCCCACCAAAUAGGUCCAGCCAGAGCCGUUGAAAAACAUAUUUAACGGCUCUGGGUCCAGCGAGGGGGAGUUGGACAUCAUUUGCCUUUGCAGUGAGCACCACUCGUGUUCAAACCGGGUGACGAAUUAAUUUGAUAAUGAAAUGAGAUAUUAUUGACAAAAAAGUAAACUCUUUAAAUAAGAAAACAGGGGUCUUUUUUCAGUUUGUAAAGAGAAACAUAUUUAAAUCAGCUCAAAUAGACAGUGCUAGAGAGAGCUCGUACUCGUAGUCACAUAUUGGUGGAGAUUUGAAAUAUACGGUUUGUUAUUAGACAUGUCAGUGAUAAAUAUGUCAAACUAUAGCGUUAAAAUCCUUUAAUAACAAAGCAGUCAACGUUAUAAGGGGUGCACCCGUACCAGCAAUGCAGAGUGUUGGGCAGUAAACUUCCAGUAGGGGUCAGUAUUACAUCUAGUCAGUUAAGGUAAGGUUCUCAAAACACACAAUCCAGACAUGUGGCCAUUUCCGCUCUCAAAAUGCAUUUCUUUAAUAUUCGUAUCUAACGACACGGUCUUACACACUUACAUUAGCAAUAAAAUCAACACUCACAUCAUAACAUCACCACAUUUCUAUGCAUCAAACUGAGCUGUAGAUGGAUUAAUAAUCUUAUUACGCAUUAGCAUUGAUGAGAUUGAAAUGAAUGGACGUGGAGGGCUUGGUGUUUCAGAGCUGUAGGCAUGAUAUGUCGUUUAGCGCCUGUCACACUUUUUUAUACUGCAGACUGGUUCUCAGGACAAAGUGAGAAGCACAUACCCUGUCAAUGUCAAAAUAACUCUCUGUGGGGAAAAUGGUAAUGAAACAGUCGUGAUGAAACCCUAACAGGAGCUCGCAGCUUGCCCGCCUAGCCUCUGAUAGCUAUCUAGGAAUUCUAUCAAAAAUACAAUAAAUUGAAAACUCACGCCAGUACAAGGUAACAGAAAUCUCUUAUGUGUUAGUGCUGAUGUCUAGAACACAAUAAAUGCUGUUGACUAAAUCAAUACAAAAUACAUAGAAAAAUCAGUGCUGUUAAAGUGUUGAAAGCAUCUUUUUAAAUAAAAAAAUAAAGUGGUUUGGA
Ctenopharyngodon idella (grass carp) is the source of this 4068-nucleotide messenger RNA. It is a transcript of the gene ankrd33bb, whose product is annotated as ankyrin repeat domain 33Bb. The record is from RefSeq and is a predicted model, not a curated record. Bases 681 to 2216 code for a protein of 511 amino acids. Lineage: Eukaryota; Metazoa; Chordata; Actinopteri; Cypriniformes; Xenocyprididae. Gene Ontology annotation, molecular function: protein binding. The transcript is spliced from 4 exons.